GGCAGCGCGAGGGCCGGCUGAGGCUUGAGCAACGCCUGCAGGCAGCCUCGCUCUUUCGACGGCCGCGGCGCCCAACUUUUCCAUCGUCCCCUCCCCUCCCUGGGAACUCCGGCAACAAAGAAGAGCAGCGGGCGCAGGCGGCGGCCAGGCGAGGCCGGACACAACCAUGGCUACCCAGGUAAUGGGGCAGUCUCCAGGAGGAGGAGGGCUGUUCACCAGCAGUGGCAACAUUGGCAUGGCCUUGCCCAACGACAUGUAUGACUUACACGACCUCUCCAAAGCUGAACUGGCUGCACCCCAGCUUAUCAUGCUGGCAAAUGUGGCCCUCACUGGGGAGGUCAAUGGCAGCUGCUGUGACUACCUGGUUGGUGAAGAAAGACAGAUGGCAGAGUUGAUGCCUGUCGGGGAUAACAACUUUUCAGAUAGUGAUGGAGAAGGACUGGAGGAGUCUUCUGACAUGAAAGGGGAACCGAGUGGACUGGAAAACAUCGAAAUGAGAAGCCUGGAACUCAGUGUUGUGGAACCACAGCCUGUAUUUGAGACAACAGCUACCCCAGAAGUUUAUAGCUCAAAUAAAGAUCUCCCUCCGGAAGCGCCUGGAGCAGAGGACAAAUGCAAGAGCUUGAAGACCAAACCUUUCCGCUGUAAGCCGUGCCAGUACGAAGCAGAGUCCGAAGAGCAGUUUGUGCACCACAUCAGGGUUCACAGCGCCAAGAAGUUUUUUGUGGAGGAGAGCGCGGAGAAGCAAGCCAAAGCCAGGGAGGCCGGCUCUUCCCCUGCUGAAGAGGGCGAUUUCUCCAAGGGCCCCAUUCGCUGUGACCGCUGCGGCUACAACACCAAUCGCUACGACCACUACACCGCGCACCUGAAGCACCACACCAGGGCCGGCGCCAACGAGCGGGUCUACAAGUGCAUUAUCUGCACGUACACAACGGUGAGCGAGUACCACUGGAGGAAGCACCUGAGAAACCAUUUUCCCAGGAAAGUGUACACGUGUGGGAAAUGCAACUAUUUCUCAGACAGAAAGAACAAUUACGUGCAGCACGUUCGAACCCAUACAGGAGAACGCCCAUACAAAUGUGAACUUUGUCCUUACUCCAGUUCGCAGAAGACUCAUCUGACAAGACAUAUGCGUACUCAUUCAGGUGAGAAGCCAUUUAAAUGCGAUCAGUGCAGUUAUGUGGCCUCUAAUCAACAUGAAGUAACUCGCCACGCACGGCAGGUUCACAACGGGCCUAAGCCUCUUAAUUGCCCACACUGUGACUACAAAACAGCAGAUAGGAGCAACUUCAAAAAGCACGUGGAGCUGCACGUUAAUCCGCGGCAGUUCAAUUGCCCCGUGUGCGACUACGCAGCUUCCAAGAAGUGUAAUCUGCAGUACCAUUUCAAGUCUAAGCAUCCCACUUGUCCGAAUAAAACGAUGGAUGUCUCAAAGGUGAAGCUAAAGAAAACCAAAAAGCGGGAGGCUGACUUGCCCGAUACCAGUGUUACCAAUGAGAAAGUGGACGCAGAGCAGACAAAAACGAAGGGGGAUACGGCUGGAAAGAAAAAUGAGAAGUCUGUGAAAGUGGAGAAAAAAGAUAAUAUUUCAAAAGAGAAAAAGCCUAGUAGCAAUGUAUCAGCGAUACAGGUGACUACCAGAACUCGCAAGGCAGCAGAGACUAAAGAGACAGACGGACAUUCGGGGAGCAAUUCGGAAAAGUCCAGUAAGACCAAGAAAAGCAAAAGAAAGCUGGAACCUGAAACCCGGUCCCUACAGGAUCCUCCGAAUGAGGAGCAGCCUGUGCCAAAAAAGAGGAAGAAGGUAGAAAACAAGUCUAAGAACAGUCAGGAAGCACCGAAGGGUGACAGCAAAGCCGAGGAGAGAAAGCACCAGCAUGCCAGCGUGAAGAGAAGUGCCAAGAAGAAAACUCUGAAAAGCAAAUCGAGUAAGAAAGGCAGCAAGGUUGCUCAGAAGAAACCUGUGCAGGAGUCUCCUGCUGCCCAGGCUGCCCCCGUGGCGGCUGCUCAGGCGGAGCUGCCUCCUCCUGUGGAGCCCGCUCCCGUGGAGCCCGCUCCCGUGGACCCACCGCCUCCUGUGGAACGUCCUCUUCACCCUGAACCAGUUCCCAAAAAGUCUCCCCCCCGCAGAGACAGCAGGAAGGAAAAGGCUGACACGCAGAAGGAGAUGGCACGGAAGGAGCAGGUCCUCAUUGAGGUGGGCUUAGUGCCUGUCAAAGACAGCCAGCUGCUCAAGGCAGCCGCAGCCACGCGGGACCCCUCCCCGCCCUCCCCGCCCGCGGGGGAGUCACAGGCAGAGGAUCCGGGGGACCAGAAGUCACUCUGCGAAGCGGGAGGAAAAGCAGGAGGGCCUGCUGGGGAAGGGGCAGCACAAGAGGCAGGAGCGUGUCCCGCUGACCCUGUUGCCAGCAGCGACACGUCUGCUAGCGUUUCACCCUCGGGACAAGACCCGGACACGCCAGACGGGCAGCUGCUGCAGGGCGAACCUCAGACAGACACGGUGCCUUGUGAGAUGGAAGUGCUCGCCAACCAGGGCGCUGCAGAGAGCCUCCCCGGUACAGACCCAGCAGCGGGAGAACCAGCCUCACCAUUGCUCCUCCCCCCACAGACAGAAGAACAGGAAGCAGCACCCAAAGCUGCCCCAGCAUCACCUCCGGUCACCAUGGCAGGAAACGAAUCUCAGGAAAUCGAUGAAGACGAAGGCAUCCACAGUCACGACGGCAGUGACUUAAGCGACAACAUGUCAGAGGGCAGUGAUGACUCUGGGCUGCACGGGGCUCGGCCAGGCCCCCAAGAAGGCGGUAGGGAAAACGCAAAGGAGACUUCAGCAGUCAAAGUGGCUGAGGGGGAUUUUGUUUGUAUCUUCUGUGACCGUUCUUUCAGAAAGGAAAAGGAUUAUAGCAAACACCUCAAUCGCCACUUGGUUAACGUAUACUUCCUUGAAAAAGCAGCUAAAGGACAGGAGUAACUAAACUUUGGACACAGUUUUGGAUCCUAGGUUGUAAGAGCGAUUGCAUUUUUUAUUCAUUUAUAGUAGUAGACACCCUUUAAGAUUGCUUUAACUAGUGUCCAGUGUUGAUUGUUAAGCGGCUUGCCUUUCCUUAGGACUUCAUGUACACCUGUUGAUAGUUGUGUAACGUUUAGCACAUCCGAGGGAGUACUGAACCAGCAGAUGCCUCAGCGCGGUAGCUCCCGUGUGUAAGUGAACAGGACCACAGCGGUAAGGUCGCAGCUUCGUUGUGUUGUCCAGCUGCAAUGUGUCAGUUUUUUUCUCCACGUCUGUCUUCCUGUUUCACUUGGCUUUUAGUUCCUUGUUUAGGUCUAUAGAAAUCGGCUUCCUUGAUAGCAAAUUACUUGAAGAAUUUGCCUGCUUUAUAAAGUUAGCACUUUAAGGGUUUUUUUGUUUGUUUUUUUAGAGAUGAGAAAAGAUUUAAAUUGAAGAACAAGUCUCCCAAUAAUGGACAAUAUAUUAGUCCGGGUAUUUGCUUCUUGAGUUUUGAUCAAUAUUUCUUACUUGUAUAUGUUAAUUGUCAUAAAACAGUGAUUUUUUUUUUUUUUUUUUUUUUUUGGUGCUUUAAUGGCUUAAGAUGUUGCACAGUUUUUUUUGUUAACCUAUGCAGUUAAGUCUUUCUAGAGAUAGCAUUUGUGUUGAACAGUAACACUUUAUACAUAUAUAUAUAUGCAUGUCGAUUUUGGCCUCUUUGGAGGGAUGCUUUUAGGGCCUAUUUGCAAAAGGGUAUAUUUUUUCCUUUCCUUUGCUGUGAUUGUCUUUUUUACAGAAUAAUUGUGUGUGCAAGUUUGUGAGCAAAUGAAAUGUGCCAGUUCCACCCACUGUUUUCUCAUCUUGUAUCUAUGCCAGAAUCUACAUUUCUUAGAGAUUAUUUAUUUCAAAUGGCUAUAGUAGAUUCUCUCAGUUUUGAUUUCUCAAUAAACAUACCACUAGGUUCCAUACUGAACAAAUUUUUAUCUCCGCUGUCAGCCAUCAGUUUUUUUGUCUUGCCCGUUUUGGUAUAGUUGCUUCCUAAUUGUAGAGCAUCGGACCAUACGUUUGAGGAGAACUCUUUCUCAUAGAUGGUUGGUGUCCACGUGGCUGCUCAGCUGAUAAGAACAGUAAGUGCUACUUGGACAUUGCAAACCUGGAAUUAGGAGAGGGAGCAGUUCCUUCAGGUUCUACAGAACAUCACUUGGGAGAUUCCAGGGCCGUAGGUGUUGGAGUGAUGAAGCUACGCCGUGAGAGGCGGCGUGAGUGCUGCAGCCCAGCUCAGCUUCCCACAGACGCGGUGUGACUUGAGUAUGGUCCACGCUCCUCAGGGAUCUCCACAGACCUCGUGGGUGUUCUGUCCCUGUGAGCAUGCCGUCUCCAGGGGAGGCCUCCAGGGCAGCGCAGCGCUCCCGGCCUUCCUGAGGCAGGUGUCGCGUUUUGGCAGUACACAGGAACAGUUAGGACAAGCAGUGAUGUGUGAGUGGGAAACUGGGUCAAAAAUCUGAGAGUGGCGUUUGAGGUAAAACUUGUUUGAACUUGGCAUUGAUCGGGAGGCCAAAGAUGUAAGAAACAAGAUUCUCUUAAGACACAGGAGUAAGUUGUAUCGUAAAUGGUGUGUGUUUUGUGUGUGUGAAUGAAGGUUUGUAAAUGUUGAAGUCUAGGCUCCGACAAUCAUUGUCAGCAGAAGAUCAAGCUGCAAAUAUUUAUGUUUUGAAAUUUAAGUUAUAAAGCUAGUUAAAUCUAACAACUAGUUAUAAUGCUCACGGGCGCAUUUUACCUACGUUAGCUUUUUACUUUUAUAGAAAAAUAUUUUAAGCACAAAUUAGAGAUUGGGCAUCAGUUUGGAAAAGAGAUGUUGUGAUUUUUUUUUUUUUCAUACUGCAGGUAAAACAUUUGCCUACUAGGGAAUCAAACUAAUUUCUGAUCUAGUCUAUAAGACUAGAAGGCUAAAAACAAAAAUAGGAAGAAAACCCAUUAUUAAAUCUUUAAAAAACAUUGUUCCUGGAAAUCGACUGGGACCUGAGGCCUUUCUUCCAGAAAACAAGGACUUGGCAGGCCUAUAUUAGGUUCUGAGCCCUAAUCCAUGUAUUUGUAUUUAUCAUGAACGAUGGUUUCAGUGAAAAGUGAAUCAGUAACAAUGAACUUUCGUGAUCCAGUUGGGAGUUCUUCCGUUUUGACAAAUGUGUUAUUUGCAUGGAACUUAUUUUGUAGUCUUUUCCCCUGGCCUCUGACCUUUUCCCUCUGUAGAAUUAAAGCUAGAAUUUUUCCCUUUUGAUCAAGGAACAAAGAACAUGAUAUCUGUAAAUUGAUGUUUAGUAACUAGUGGUAAACUUGAAAUAGUAGAAUACAUUGUAAGCCUAAUUCCAGGUAGUCAUAUUAAAUGUAUCUCUUAUCUUUUGAACCUAUCUUCACAUUGGUUUUUCAAUGUAUUUUAAGUUAUAUAUUUUUUUUCUCUCUUUUUUUUUUCAGAGCUGCUUAUUUUGGGGCUACUUUGUUUUUUUAAAUUGAGGUGUAAUUCACAAGGGUCUGUAUUGUGUUGUUUUGGUAAGGCUUCUUUUAAUUGUGGCUCUGUGUUUUGUUGUAGUCUUCCAAGAAGAGCCAUUUUAUUUUUUAGAGUCACUUCUGAAGUCCUGUGGUCAUUAACUUUGGGGACUGUUUUGUAUGAGUGUUGAUACAAAUUGAAACCCAAGUAGACCUCAUCACUUGCCACCCGUGGAAGGAAUGCCCUGCCUGUAGUAUACCGUCAUCUCUGGACUGAACAGCUGGGAAGAAACGGAAUUUUCUUCUUUUGCAUAAAUCAGAAAAGCUUAGUGUGCUGGGCUUCCUCAUUAGCCUUGGCAGAUUAAGUGAGCUGAUAGUAUUAAUUCAGACUUAAGGGAUUAUCUGAAUCUGGGUUUAUGUAGGUUCACAGUCUACAUGCAGUAGUACCUACAUCAGAGCUCUUCCAGCUCCACAUGUGUACAUAGGCUCCCACCGUCCCCUUCCUCAUUUCUUACAGAACUUUGUUAAACUGGCAUUGAAACAUUACAGCAAUGUUUUAUUGCAGCGAUUUUUAUAAACUUUUACAGUGCAAUACGUGUUACUUUUCUGAGGCAAACCAAAGGUAAAUUUCUCAAGGUUUUUGCUGCCUUCUUGUGCAGCAUUUGAUGGAAGAUCUUUUAUACAUUUAUAAUAGGUAAAAAUAAACCAGGCUGCAAAUCCUUUUUUUAAAAAUCUUAAACCAUGUACCAGGUUUUUGGUAAAAAUUGUAGGAUAAGUUAAAUUUAAAUUGUGUUCUAUUAACCAAUAUGAGUGUAUUUCUGUAAGCAUAGUUAUGUUGAAAUAAAG
Messenger RNA from Lepus europaeus (European hare), 6310 nucleotides. RefSeq names its product RE1 silencing transcription factor (gene REST). Gene Ontology annotation, biological process: regulation of gene expression. NCBI's taxonomy places the organism in Eukaryota, Metazoa, Chordata, Mammalia, Lagomorpha, Leporidae. The transcript has 4 exons. The coding region runs from base 167 to 2968 and encodes 933 amino acids. Gene Ontology annotation, cellular component: nucleus. The record is from RefSeq and is a predicted model, not a curated record.